Molecule: messenger RNA, 828 nt
Organism: Kwoniella shivajii
Lineage: Eukaryota; Fungi; Basidiomycota; Tremellomycetes; Tremellales; Cryptococcaceae
Exons: 4
Coding region: 1-828 (275 amino acids)
Biological process (GO): peptidyl-lysine methylation
Cellular component (GO): cytoplasm
Molecular function (GO): protein-lysine N-methyltransferase activity
Source: RefSeq, a predicted model, not a curated record
AUGGUGUUAGUACCUGACCCCGCUUCACCUCGAUCACGUUCACGUUCGUCUUCAGUCUCAACUACGAAUUCCGAUGUGGCUUUACCUUCUUUCGCGUCUCUAGCUCCUUCGAGACCACCUACAACAGUAGCAGAAGAAGAGACAAGGGUGUCAAUCCCAGGUCUAGAAAAAAAGGUCAUAUUGAAGAUUGAUGCUGGACCGGGAUGUGGUGGGGUUGCUUGGGCAGCAGGCGAGGUGUUAUCGAGAUACAUAUCUUAUAGGUAUAGUAUCGAUCCUACCAUUCUGAGAAAUAAAAAAGUAUUAGAAUUAGGUUCUGGAACAGGAUUGGUAGGUAUCGUAGCUGGGCUAUUAGAUCCUUCAUCAGAAGUAUGGGUAACGGAUCAAGAGAUAUUACUUGAUUUGAUGGAGAUCAACGCUGAACUGAAUAUCCCAUCUCCGAUUCCGAUUCCGACUCCGACUUGGACGACUUCAAACAUCACAAGUGUCAUUGGCAGGAGGAAUGUUCAUGCAGUGGAAUUAAAUUGGGGUGAGGAUCUAUCUGAUUCUGAUAUACCGAUAGAAGAAAUCGAUUUGGUUUUAGCUGCUGAUUGUGUUUACUUCGAGCCCGCAUUCCCCUUAUUGAUAAAGACGCUAUGUGACCUCGCACCGGUAGGUAAAGAAAUGGACAUCCUAUUUUGUUGGAAAAAAAGAAGAAACGCAGAUAAAAGAUUCUUUUCAAUGUUGAAAAAACAUUUCGAUCAAAUAACCAUCCAAGAUGAUAAAAUUGGCGAAAAAGAUAUGUACGGUAAACAAGGUGUAAGUUUAAUCAAACUUGUAAGGAGGAAAUAG